Molecule: messenger RNA, 579 nt
Organism: Prorocentrum cordatum
Lineage: Eukaryota; Dinophyceae; Prorocentrales; Prorocentraceae
Source: the annotation of a GenBank genome assembly
AGCUCGAGAAGUCCGCCAUCCGCGCGUUCACCGACCGGCUCGUCUCGGCCGGCGGCUUCAAGUUCCGCCGCUCGGCCUUCCGGGACCAGGAGCCCAAGGUCACGCUGCUGGCACCCCCCAGCCUCGGGGGCGCCUCCGGCGAGGCCAUCGCGGUGAGCAUCUUCGUCAACGCGGCGAUCCCGAUGUACAGCGCCGCCCUACUCACGGAGUGCGGCCAGAUGGACGCCCGCGCGCGGGCGCUGGUGCUGCUGGUGAGGCGCUGGGCCAAGGACCGUGGCGUCUGCCACGCCUCGAAGGGGCACCUGUCGCCCUACCAGUGGAGCCUCCUCACGAUCUACUUCUUGCAGGUUGGUGUUGAGGAGGGCCAGAUCUUGCCGCCCCUGGCGGAGUUCCAGGUCUCCUCCGGCCUGGCAGUUCGGGCCGCCCGCCAGGGCCAGGACCCGGAGGAGGGCAGUCCAAGGCGCCCGCGCCCCACCGCACGGGCCCCGCGGCGGAGCCCACGCGCGUCCGCUGGGUGCCUUCUCAAGGACUUCUUCCGUUUCUACAGCACGGCUUUCGGCUGGGGGGGCGAGGUCCGCC